This is a messenger RNA of Coniophora puteana RWD-64-598 SS2, 1906 nucleotides long. RefSeq lists its product as uncharacterized. Bases 44 to 1906 code for a protein of 620 amino acids. Lineage: Eukaryota; Fungi; Basidiomycota; Agaricomycetes; Boletales; Coniophoraceae. The record is from RefSeq and is a predicted model, not a curated record. The transcript is spliced from 3 exons.
GCUUGCUAAGAUCUGCAGGUUGGAGUUUGAAGCUGACAUUGAAAUGGCGUCCGUACUCUUAAGUUCCUCCACCCAUAUCCAUUCUCUAGCCAACGAACUACUUGCAUCCAUCUUCGCUUUUUGCGCUGAAGAAUGCCUUACGAUUGACACCGGUAUCGAUGUCCACCCAUUCCUAUUUGGAACCCAUAGGUCAAAGCCACCCCACGCGUGCUUGCCAAAGUGCCGCCAGUGGACCAGAGUACUACACGUUUGCCGCCGCUGGCGUGACGUGGCCCUAGCCAAUCCAGCUCUUUGGGUAUCUCCCAAUUUCUCUGUCGAUCAAAAUUACACGCGCAAGAUGCUCGAUCUCUCCAAAAGCUCGCUUCUCGCACUGCGGCUCAAGUCCACCGACAUUGGUCGAUGGAAAGUCCUCGAAGACUACAAUUGGUUCUCACGCUGCCGCGAACUGCGCCUACAACUGAGUGGCAAUGCACGACCUGAUCCUUUGAUGGGUCAGAUGGCAAUCAAGCCAGCCUCUUCCCUCGAAAUUCUCUCCAUACAGCUCGACACUCCCAACCAAGGGUUCACGAUACCGAUGCAUUGGACGGAGACAGCAUUGAAGCUAAAAACACUAGCUCUUAAGGGAUGCACCUUGCCUUCGUGGGCUCCAUCGCCAUGGUUCGAUAACCUGACAUCACUUUUCCUCGACUCGCAUAGCCAACCAACUCUUUCAGAGGUUCUCGCCGUCCUAGGCAGAACAAAACGUCUCCAGUCACUCGUACUGGAACGCCUAACUAAGAUCAACUCCAGCCACGCACCCUCACCAUCCGCCAACCGUUUAUCUUUGCCUCACCUCUCUAUAGUGGCGUUGAAUGGUCGGGGCGCCCAGUGCCUGAAUUUGAUGAGCUACAUGUCUGUACCACUGUCAGCCGAGGUCACCCUGUCAUGCUCCUUAGUUGAGGACAGCGCUAAUAUCCCUGCUGCAUUGACCAACUUCUUAAAACACCACUGUCUAUCCUAUUCUACUCGAAGGCUGGACACGUUAAGUCCUGAUCAUGAUGUUACUUGGGGCCUGGGUUUGGGUGGAGACGGAAGACGCAAAAUCAACGCUACGGCCACCCCCUUUCCAGCAAGCGGCCAACUUCCACGUCCCCGGCUGAGCAUCAUAGUCGGCUGGGACACCAACACUCAAGACAGGUCUCGCGUCGUCAUGUUAAUUGUGGCAGGGCUACAUGCACUGCGUUUCACAUCCGUGAAAAUCCAAGGAUUGGACUUCGAUUACCGAUAUCCCUGGGACGAUUUGUGGGUCGAGCUGCCGUCGGUAACGGAUGUUUUCUGGAACUUCCCGGAAUCCCGCGCAUCUGACUGGUUAUCUCUCUCACUCUCGCCUCUUGGAGAAGACAACACUGGGGGCAGCACGCAGAAGAGACUAUGCCCUUUGCCAAUGCUCCGACAAUUACAUCUUACGAAAGUGACGCUGGUGGAGCGGAAGUGGGUGGGCCCACAUUCUCAUACGUCCGGGCGUGGAUGCGUGUCGUUCGGAUUACUGCGAAGAGUUCUGUCGGAACGGGCCGCCCACGGGCAUAGUUUGCCUAAGCUGACACUGGUGGAAUGUCAAGGUAACUCCAAAACGAAAGAUAGCCUCGGCAUCUUGCUUUAUGCGCGUCUCCGCAACCUCGCCUUAGCACCCGUCGUUGCGAGCGUGAUUCCCGCCGUCCACCGCAGCAGCGCCUCUCUGCUCGGGCUACGGCAUGCCCGCAAGAUUGUCAGGAACAAGAACUUCGUACUGACGCACGACACAUGCUAUUAUGCAAAUACCCUCGGUGAAAGCGAAUUACAUCUCGAUGCAACCGCGUGCACCGCCCGAGAAUGGUAUAUCUGCAGGAUCCAUCUAAGCAACAGCAAAGAAGGAAUAGCAAAUGAGUAA